UUAGCUAGCGCGAGCGAGCUUUCGUUUCCCAGUAAGCUAGCUAGCUUGGCCCCUCUCGCCGGCGCCUCUCUAUAAAAAGGACUCGAUCGAGAGCUCCAGCCACUCUCAUGAUUUACAUCUAUAUCUGUUUAUCUCUCGUGUGUGCUCGAUCCGGUGCCUCAUCGCCAUCUCUGUAAAAUUCUGUAGCCAAAAUUAAAGAUCUUAGUUAUUGCCGGUAGCUAGCUAGCUGCUUGGCUGGUUUCUGUAUAGGUAGCUUAUUAAUUGGGAGGAUUAAUUAGUUGUUGUGUUACCUCUGAGCUCGAUCUGGUCAGCUGGUUAAUUUGCAUCGACGUCGUCGUCUGGCCGGCCGGGAGGGAGGGAUCGGAGGGAUCGAUGGGUCUGAGGGAGAUUGAGUCGACAUUGCCGCCGGGGUUCAGGUUCUACCCGAGCGACGAGGAGCUGGUCUGCCACUACCUACACAAGAAGGUGACCAACGAGCGCGCCUCGCAGGGGACGCUGGUGGAGGUCGACCUCCAUGCUCGCGAGCCAUGGGAGCUUCCCGACGUCGCGAAGCUGACGGCGAGCGAGUGGUACUUCUUCAGCUUCAGGGACCGCAAGUACGCGACGGGUUCGCGCACGAACCGCGCCACCAAGACGGGCUACUGGAAGGCCACCGGCAAGGACCGCGAGGUGCGCAGCCCGGCCACGCGCGCCGUCGUCGGCAUGAGGAAGACGCUCGUCUUCUACCAGGGCCGCGCCCCCAACGGCGUCAAGUCCGGCUGGGUCAUGCACGAGUUCCGCCUCGACUCGCCGCAUUCUCCACCGAAGGAGGACUGGGUGCUCUGCAGAGUGUUUCAGAAGAGCAAGGGAGACGGCGAGCAAGAAAACGCCACCAGCGCGGCCUCGCCGGCGACCUUCGCUGGCUCGUCGCGGGUGGCGGCUGCGCCGGACGUCCGAGCCGCUUACAGCGACCAGACAGGCUCGUCGACGGGAUUCGCGCCAAGGCAGAGCGAGAUACUCGACAGCUCAAACCAUCAGUUGCUGAACUUGGCCAUGUUCCAGUGCAACUCGGUUCUUGACCAUUUCCCGCAGGAGGUGAGCAGCUCGCCGAUGAUGGGGCUAGGGUCCAUCGGAAUUGGGGAUGAUCAAUACGGCUUCUUCUACGACGUCGGCUUCGAGGAGACGGCGAACCUCGGAGCGGGCAUGAGGUUCCCGCAAGGGUGGAGUUGAUGCCCGGUCGAUUGUGCAGUGAGAUCAUCGCGACAGCAUUUGUGAAGGAAAAAAAAUGAUUGAAUUGAUUCCAUUGAUACGGUUUCUUCCCCAAGAAAUAAAAUAUUGCUACUGUAGGUAGUGUUUGGUUUAAAUUGCAGCCUGCAUGAGAUGGUUCGGUCAAUUUGAAUUGUAUAUAUAGUGUGUGGAGUCAAAAGGUAUUGCUCUACUCUUAUGUAAGUUGAUACAAUCCAUCACCCCAAGUUCCGGUUCAUAGAUCAAACGAUCUCUGAGCUAUCAGACUGGAUUUGUUAUUACAAA
Molecule: messenger RNA, 1509 nt
Organism: Oryza brachyantha (malo sina)
Lineage: Eukaryota; Viridiplantae; Streptophyta; Magnoliopsida; Poales; Poaceae
Product: protein CUP-SHAPED COTYLEDON 1-like
Exons: 3
Coding region: 373-1209 (278 amino acids)
Biological process (GO): regulation of DNA-templated transcription
Molecular function (GO): DNA binding
Source: RefSeq, a predicted model, not a curated record